Molecule: messenger RNA, 2492 nt
Organism: Aedes aegypti (yellow fever mosquito)
Lineage: Eukaryota; Metazoa; Arthropoda; Insecta; Diptera; Culicidae
Gene: HPS1
Product: Hermansky-Pudlak syndrome 1 protein homolog
Exons: 8
Coding region: 316-2223 (635 amino acids)
Biological process (GO): vesicle-mediated transport
Cellular component (GO): BLOC-3 complex
Molecular function (GO): guanyl-nucleotide exchange factor activity
Source: RefSeq, a predicted model, not a curated record
CGAUGCAUGUUUACGAACAGGCGCAUGAAAGCAAAAAUGAUUUCGUUCGUUUGCUCGUACUAUCAGCAUCGCCGUAAUAUACACAUCGAGCAUUGAGGAUAGGGGUGCAUGUCCUUUCAGUAGAGCAGUUGUCAAGAUCAGUUUUGUCCUUGUUUCCGUGACGCGCGACAGACAGACAGAGUUAGAUGGUGGUUGAGCGCAAACGUGAACUCCAUUUCGAGACGAGCUAGGGAGUGGAACUUGUUUGCGGUUAAAAAAGUAAACUUGUAAAAAGUUAUCACGUAGGGUGUUUAUUAAGAUAUUUUAGUGCCAAACAUGGAAGGUGUUCUAAUAUUCGACCAGAACAAUGAUUUGAUUUAUCAAAAUUUCAACGAUGGGAUGCGUGCAAAAAUGACCAGACAUGCAAUCGAUCUCGGUUUGAUGGAAGACGAAAAAAGGGAUCCACGCAAGGACUUGGACUGCAAUGUGUUGAUUCAAAUCUUUAGUCCGCUGGUGGCCUCCCAGCGGAUCAUGAUGUGCCAAUUUGAUAAUGCGUACACUUCGGUGCAAAUGGAAAACAACUUGAACUUAGUCUUCGAUGAGUUUUUGGGAUAUUUAUUCCUUCAAAUAAGCACCAAGGAAGUGGAUCAAGUCAGACGUGAGCUAGGUGUUUGCAUUUGUCUAUUAAAACAUAUUUGUGGACCGAACAUAUACAUAGUCAAGAACGACCAUGAAAAAUCGAAGCUGCUCACUAGUUUGAUUGGAACAUAUCGGCGAAUGUACAAAGAGAACCAAGGGAUUUUAGUGGAAGCCAUCGAGCAGCUGCUGGUCAAUGCCGAUGUCAAGAAUACCGUGGUGUCAUCUCUGCAGGCAGCUACGGAGAAGCUCAAACAGGAUCCACACUCCCAACGAAGCCAUUCUAUCAUGUUCGUGGGCAACAAGUUCCUUUCACUGUACAGCAGUCGACAAGCUCAAGAGUUAUCCCCUCCCGAUAUGCUCUUUUUGAACGUAUUUUGUCAAACGUUGGAUCGAGGUGAACACUCAAAGCGUAUCGAAUCACAUGUCGUCUUCCUUCAGGGUUGUUCCAACCAAUCGACAUCGGGUUGCAUUCCCCAUAUUGUACAUGUAUGCAAACUUUUCGACGACGUGUUCUUGGUUUUGUUGAUCGAACAUGGAAAUAUUGUGUUAUCGGGAAAUUUGUACGAUGUCUUCUUCGCCCUACACAAGCUACAUAACAUCCAUAUGCAAAUGGAUGUCGAAAACCUGAGAUCAGCAUUUGAUAGUUUGGAAACGUACGUGAAACACACGAUGGACUCCUUACGCAAGAUCAAACACAACAGUCCUGAAGCGGAUGAAGCUGUUCGCGUUUUCAUUCUGAAAUGGGACAACCUACGUAAGCGUUACUGCGAAUACUUCAAAGCAUCCGACAGUUCACUGUUGGUGAAAAUCGAAAGCAACAUGCCAAUGUUCGUCGAAGCCCUAAAGGAUAUGUUCAAACUGCUUUGUGCCGAGUGUGCCACCCUGGAGCAUGGACUGCAGAGGGUGUCCGACAUAGCCGAUAUGGUCGAAGAAAAGAUCACGGAGGUCUUCAACUUUUUGCAGGUCAAAUCGCAAAAGAACUUCUGCAUGGGAUCGUAUUUAGAAGACUUUCCAGGGUUGGUGCAUUUUAUACACAUCGAUAGGAACAAUGGCCGAAUUGUGGCACCUGGAUUAGAUUUGGAAGACUCCACGAAUGUUCUGAAGGAGAGAAUUUGGUCCAUGGUGGAGCUUUCGCGAACCUAUCUACACAAAGGUCACAUGUCGAUGAUCUGGAAGGACGUUACGUUCAGCUACGGGUACUUUCUUUGGUUCGAAGACGCCAACGGGACUGCGUUGAAGCCGAAAGAGUUUCCCGACUUUUCUACCACUUCAACCAAGCCGCAGCUUAUCGCCGGAAUACUGUCUGGGGACUACUAUCAACGACUGAUAGAGACAUGCUUCCCAAGGACUCCGCCGAGUAAAAUUCGCUGCUAUGAGCUGUAUUGCGUACAUCUGGGACUGGUUACGUCAACGAAUGUGCUGGAGCACUGUCGAAGGCUAGCGGUAACGAUCACCGAUCUUACAGGGAAACCAUUCGACGCCAAAUGCUGUUGUACUGCACCUAAUUCACCUGCUGUUGCCUAUUGUGCUCGCGUUUCAAACCCCAUGAAGCAAGAAGAUGUUCUACGUAAACAAAUAAAUUUCAAUAGUGAAACUUAUCGAUAAGGCAGGAUAAUAGUUUAACCAGUUCAAUUGGUAGCUAACAUACAUUUAAGAGCCAUUGAAAUGUACAUUCCAUCUGAUUUCGUUGUGAAUCCUCUCUGAUUUAUAUUCAGCUAUUUGUUAGAUCUUACAUAGUUUAUAGUUCAUGUGCAUUCUAGAAGUACUUAAAUCCUAUUGUGAAUGAUUUAUAUGUAAUAUGAUUUACAAAAUGUUGUAUUUGUGAAUGUGAUAUUUUCUUCCAGUAAUAAAUCGUUUCGGAAUAAACAAUACAA